AUGUUCAAGAGCGGACACGUGCGGAGUGGAGGUGUCGAGGUGAGUCCGGAUUCAGCUCCAGCAUUAAAAAGCGACAUCAUACAACAGAUACUGAGUCAGAAAGCAAGACUAAGUGCUCAAUCACAGGCAGCUCCUCCAAGACCAAGACCAGCCCCAGCAGCUGCUGGAGCUCCACCCGCUCAUGCAGCUGAUGCUCCACACCACCAAAUAGACCAAGCAGCAGAUACUCCACAAGACCCACCAGCAUAUUAUGAUCCUGCUGAUGAUGCUCCACCACUUGAAGCUGAGCCUGUGGCACCCAUGCCCGUUGCCCAUAUUAUUUGGUUACCAAAUGAACAGGCCAAGCUGGUAGAAUUACGGUUGGAACAGGAAGACAAGUUUCGUGCUGCCAACAGGCAUGACCUGCUGUGGACGAGUAUCGCCAAGGAAAUUAACCCAGAAAUUAGCGGAACACAGUGUCUGAACAAAUGGAAGUACAUCAAGUCUAAGUAUACGAAGCAUUUGGAUGGCCAGAAUUCCACUGGGAAUGCCCGGUUACCUGCUCCAAUGUUUUUUGAACAAUUGGACAGGGUUUACGGAACCCGGGCAGUGAACCGUCCAAAAAAUCUCAUGGACUCUAUGCGGCCCAAAGAGGCUGUAGACAUGGUAGAUGCAGUUGAGGUUGUUGGGGGUAAUGUUGAUAAUGGGGCUGGGCCUGGGGUAGCUAAAGUUGGUGAACCGCGUCCGAAAAAGCAGAAACUUUCAGACCGGGUCUCUCCGCAAGACAAGGUUGUGAUUCAAAUCCAAGAGAUGCAGGAAGGUCAGAUCCGUGUUGAAAAUAUGAUGGAAAGGCAUCAUGGUGAGAGGUUGACAUGUAUGAACCGCUUUUCGGAUUUGUUCGAAAAGUCAGUCAACCAUCACACUUAA
Molecule: messenger RNA, 906 nt
Organism: Lineus longissimus
Lineage: Eukaryota; Metazoa; Nemertea; Pilidiophora; Heteronemertea; Lineidae
Exons: 3
Coding region: 1-906 (301 amino acids)
Source: RefSeq, a predicted model, not a curated record